AUGUGUAGCAUGUGGGAUUGGUUUACGGAUGGGGUACCAAAUAUGGAACCUGUCGAACAAAUUCUCAGUGUUGGUCCUAUCAAACCAACUACGAAUGUUGAACAUUUAGAUCAAUUUCAAUAUAUUGACGUCGAACAAAUCCCUGCCAAUACCAACCAAGACAUUCUUGAAACCGAACCUUUUGAUCAAUUUCAGAAUAUUGAUGUCGAAGAUAUCGACCGAUUACAUGCUAAUACUAACCAAGAAAUUCCCGAAGUUGAAUCUUUUGAUCAGUUUCAGAAUAUAGAUGUCGAAGAUAUCACACGAAUCCCUGCUAAUACCAACCAAGACAUUCCCGAAGUUGGUAUGAAAUUUGAUUCAGAAGAGCAGCUUUCAGUUUUCUUUUACAAAUAUGCCUACAAUACUGGAUUUGGGGUUCGAAAAAUCAGUACAAGAAAAGAUGGUGAUAAAAGGUACUACAAGCUUGCAUGUUCGAGAGGAGGUGUACAUGUGCCUAAGAAUGAAUCAAAUACAAGGUUGUCGAGCAAAAUAGAUUGUAAGAUGAAAAUCAAUGUGAUUGUUAAUGAUGAUGAAGGGCAUUUGCGAAAUGUGUUUUGGGCAGAUGCACGAUCUAGGGCAGCUUACAAGUCAUUUGGGGAUGUUGUGUCUUUUGAUAGCACAUACUUAACUAAUAAGUAUAGCAUGCCUUUUGCUCCUUUUGUUGGAGUAAAUCACCAUGAGCAUUCUAUCUUAUUUGGAUGUGGUUUACUAUCAGCGGAGGAUAAAGAAACAUAUGAGUGGUUAUUCAAGUCGUGGCUGGAAUGUAUGGAUGGAUCCCCACCGAAAGCAAUAAUAACUGACCAAUGUAGAUCAAUGCAAGCAGCAGUAGCAUGUGUUUUCCCCGAGUCACAUCAUCGUCUUUGCCUUUGGCAUAUUAUGAAGAAGGUCCCUGAAAAAUUAGGUGGCUUAAGGCAAUACAAAGAAAUCAAGAAAAUCUUAAAAAUUCAUGUGUACGAGUCUAUAGAUGCUCAAGAAUUUGAAGACGGCUUGUCAAAAAUGAUUAAAGAUUACAAUCUUGAAAAUAAUGAAUGGUUAUGCUCUUUGUAUAAUGACCAAAAGCGUUGGAUGCCUAUAAAUGUAAAGAAGUGGUUUUGGGCUGGCAUGUCUACAACUCAAAGAAGUGAAAGCAUGAACGCCUUUUUUGAUAGUUAUGUUAAUUCAAAAAUGUCCUUGCGACAAUUUGUGGAACAAUCAUGGGAAAAGCUAAAUGAUGAUUCAAGUUGGGUUGUUGAUAGCAAUGUAACUUUGAUAUCCGAAGAUGUUCAUCAUGUGUCAAGCUCAACUAAAAAGUUGUUAGAGCCCGCUCAAGUGCGUGGUAAAGGUCGCCCGCCAUCAAAAAGGAAGCAAUCCACAUUAGAGAAAAAUGUGAAGAAAAGAAGAAAGAAAAAUGUAUCUGAUAGGAAUGAAGACACAAAUGGUAAAUAUGCAAAAACCAGUGUUGAUGGUAGCUCGUGUAUGGCAAAUUACAGUUUUGAUCUUAAUAAGUGA
Molecule: messenger RNA, 1527 nt
Organism: Erigeron canadensis
Lineage: Eukaryota; Viridiplantae; Streptophyta; Magnoliopsida; Asterales; Asteraceae
Product: protein FAR1-RELATED SEQUENCE 1-like
Exons: 4
Coding region: 1-1527 (508 amino acids)
Biological process (GO): regulation of DNA-templated transcription
Source: RefSeq, a predicted model, not a curated record